CUGAACACUGGAGAAGCAAAGAUCAGCAUCUUCAGACUCAGCAUCUCCUGGUCCAUGCCAAUAACUGCAGUCAUGAAUGUAGGUAUCUGUGUGUGUGUUGUUCUCCUGGCUGCUCUGUCCAGCGGUUCCUUGAAUUUGCCCUCACAGUCCAUGUCCCUGAGAGACGAGGGUGAGGCUCUCAUGUCAGACAGCCUGCAUCCCCCCUCACCCCCCCACACACGGCAGGCCCGCUCGGCUCCAGCGCCCCCCACAGGGCAGCUCGCCAACUACAACCAACCCCAGGAGGACGCAGAUGCUCGUAUCAGCCUGAGUCAGCUCCUGGCCAGACUUAUCUCUAGGAAAGGCUCUGCCUCCCAGACCAGAUCCUACCUCAGCAGCAGAGCCAGCGGUCUGGCCCCCGGCCACAGGAUAAAGGACAGAGAUUACCAAGGCUGGAUGGACUUUGGACGACGCAGUGCAGAGGAGUAUGAAUACGCCUCCUAAAGGCAUGGCUUGCUCUCGCCGAAACCUACAUCCCCCAUCACCACCAAUAAAAGCCCUCAAAACUAAUGAGCCCUUUUCACACUGCGCUUACUGUAACCAAGGGCUGAGCUGACUGGAGUUUAGCAUCAUAAUGUAUAAACAGAGAGAAGAAAGAUAUUCCAAAGGGCAUAUCGUGCAAUCUGUGGACCCUGAAUCUCCAUGCUGAAGUUAGGAGCACUUUCCAAACCGCUCCUCACACAAUGUCAGAAAUCAAGCACAUAUUUUGAGGAUAAGGUUGACCAUAUUCUAUAUUGUUGUUAUUGUCAGGAAAUCCUAUGAAAAACACCAACAACAGUUGCAUCUCUCAAUACUUCCUGACUCUUCUACCCUUAAAUAAAUCAUUAAAAACAGCUCACAAAUAAAUGGUUUCAUCUAUACAUCAGUAAUUACAGUAAACGUUGGGUAGUUUCUACAGGACGAAAUUAAUGUUUCUGUCAAAAUAAACUACAGAGUGUGUGUUCAUGGUAAAGAAGCAACACAGUGUGACUCAUUGAUGUGUUUGAAUAGUUUAUGGACAACAAUGAAGGUACACACAUGAUAUGUGUUAGACGUUUCAAUGCAUUGUUGGUUUUGGUGUUUUCAUGGGAUUUGUUGACAAUAAGAUAAAAUAUAGAAAAUUAUAUAAUUUAAGACCAUCAGGAGUCAAACACAAAGUUAUGUCAGCUUUUACUGGUGUUAACAGUUUAGCAGACAUAGGCUCUUAGGUCUUGCUCAACUUUGAGCAAUAUGUUUUUUGUUAUGUUUAUUGAAUCGAUGUCAUUUCAAUAGACUUUGAACAAUUGGAAGAGAAAAAAACUAUUAAGCAGAACAUGUUCCUUUAAAUAUACAUUUCAGCCCUAUUCUAAGUGUUUUAGGACUUUGUCACUUUAUGAAGUUAAAGUGUGUAAUAUUUACUGGCAAUUCAGGAUGUAUCAUAUAGGCAUAUAUUGGACCUGAAUGAGCCAUUUAGGUGUCUUUGGCAAAUUGGAUCCAAAGUGGGAUUUAAGUCUGUAUCUUUGAUUCGAACCUUAAUCCAUUCAGCUAACUGCAGCCCAGAGCUUUCAUUCGGUUCAGCUUUACACAAGUGCACUGUAAACAAGUCUCAUAUAAACAUUACAUAACAGUACCAGUAUGGAGUAAGAUUGUCUUUGAAUUUGAAGUAAAGGGGCUAAAAACAGCACCAAUGUUUCCCCCCCAACCCUGCAUGCUGAAGGUAACCCUGGGUUAAACAUGUGCAGUGUGAAAAGCACAAGAUAUGUCUUAUAAAGCAGAAAGGGUUGUCUGCCGUUUAUGAGAUGCUCCGGAGUCAUUGCAUAACGGACGAUCAGGGUUCCAAGUACUGCGGAUAUGAAGAGAAGAGUGUUCUUUUUUCUGAUGUAUGUAUUCGCUCUUAAAGGUUAAGUCUCUGUGAUAAAUAUUGUGUUUCUACCAACUUUCAGAUUCAAUGAAAUUCAAAAUAAAUCUACACUUUCCUCUGA
Cottoperca gobio is the source of this 1979-nucleotide messenger RNA. Its product is annotated as cholecystokinin-like. The coding region runs from base 55 to 483 and encodes 142 amino acids. The transcript has 4 exons. The record is from RefSeq and is a predicted model, not a curated record. Gene Ontology annotation, biological process: digestion. Gene Ontology annotation, molecular function: neuropeptide hormone activity. Gene Ontology annotation, cellular component: extracellular region; axon. Lineage: Eukaryota; Metazoa; Chordata; Actinopteri; Perciformes; Bovichtidae.